Molecule: messenger RNA, 1403 nt
Organism: Cuscuta campestris
Lineage: Eukaryota; Viridiplantae; Streptophyta; Magnoliopsida; Solanales; Convolvulaceae
Source: the annotation of a GenBank genome assembly
CGGCCUCCUCCAAAUACCCUUGGAAGGGACAAAUUUAGAAUCUUUACCAAUGACAGGAUCCACCACAGGCAGGGUCUCGACCUCAGGAGUCGGAGGAGAUGGCCUUUUAGAUCCACUGAUUCGAAAGGUCUGGAGGAGUCAUAUGUUCUCAGCAGCACUCGUCUGGCCAGACAAGAUGAGAAAGAGCCAGCCUUAGCCUCACAACCUACCCGAAACUCUACUUUCACCUUUAGAACCCAAAAUAAGGUAUUUCAGCUCUUCCACUCUCAUUAUAACAAAACUUUCUGCAUAACCGAGUGUGGUUACAAGAGAUAUCACCUAUGGUUCGAUUUGGAUACUAUAAGAUGGGUUAUCGAAUCAAUUCCAAGGGUUUCUGGUUUUAGAUCCUGGGCUCUCUUUCUAUUUGGUGAUAACCGCACCAUUGAGCUUUCUGCUGGUUCAAAUAGAAGAGGUGAAUUCAUAAGAAUUCAAGAAAAAAGAAGGGAAGGGAAAAGAUACAUCCUAAUCCCAUCUGGGCCUAAGAACGCAGAUGUAGGUUUGUUUAUCAAGGCUUUAUCUUUCUUCUAUGACAAGGUCACCAAGACUGUACAAUCUCAGGCCCUGGAUACUGUUCCGGUUCUCACCACAGUCCCUCAAGCUCCUAUACAACCCCAGAAUCUGGCGCUAGCAACAAACACUCAGCACCUUGAGGGAAGAGUAGCACAUAUUGGGGAGAAUGAGGAUGAUAUGAUGGUCGAAGAGGAUAACUGUCUAAUUGUAGCAACCACUUCCCCUAUGAGUGAAUAUCGUCCUGCUGCCUUUCAUGGAGGACCUGUCCCAACCCCAAGUCAUGCCAUCUUCCCCACUCUGUCUCCUUUUGCUCCACCCUUCGUACCUGUGCUGACAAACAACUUUGCCACACUUUUCUCUCACAAUGCAGUUGAGAACAAAAGAUGUGAUGAUCAGGACCCAUCCUCAAAGACUCAUGAUAAGAACCGGGUACUCCUUUUGAAUGCAGUGGAGGACAUUAUAGAGGAUAGGGACGGGCCUAUACUCUAUACCCACUCAGACGGAGAAGAUAUAGUUUUCAUUGACACCAAACUUAAGCCUCUAUAGAUGGACUUUUCUAGAUGUCUCAGACAGCCUUUAAACCUGCGCAAGGAACUUAAGGGCAGGAGAACUUUCUCCCCUUCACAAAUUGUUACUAGGAGCAAAGCUAAAAUUCUUGAAGAAGGUAGGAAAUUAACUCCUGUUGGAUGGGUGGAGGAACAGGAUUUGAAUGAAACCCAGGAAUCUUAUGAAGAGGAAGUUAUCAAUUUCUUUAAGUUGUGCUGCCCAAACAAAAAAGAGGUGUGUACUAAGAAAUCCAACAAAACUUUGACUAAAAGUCAAAAAAAGAAGGCCAAGAAAAGACUGAAGGAUGA